CGCUAAAAAAUGCCUAAUGAUAAAGGAUUAUGUUGCCCGCAAUGUCAGGAAGUGUCUAAAGACAAAGAAGGAGCAAAGCUGCAUACACGGAUCAAAGAGUCAAUUGUCUUAUUGCGUGUACAAGGUUGUUUCGUCUGUCCAGUUUGCAGUAAGCCCAUCCAAACAAGAGAUGGCAUAACGAAGCAUACAAAUAGACACGGAAAAAAGAAUGAUUCGGGAUUUGUUUGUCCCAUAUGCGGAGAAACACUGAAAUCGGCACUGGAACUGGACCACCAUUUCGAGCUGGCAGAAAGCGAUGCCUCAGAUGACAUUGAGCUGCUAAAGCAAGGAAAGGCGGAGCUUGACCUUGCAACGAAGAAUCCAAUUUUUUCCGACUGUUUUCUCGAGACCAUGGUCCCUUUUUCACUCGAACAUGAAAGUGUAGCUCGAUUUAUAGCUCUAUUAACUCAAAUUGGAGCAAAGCGGACAACCGAAUAUCAGAUCAUUGCCAUCAAUCCCAUCAAGAAGCCAAAGAAGCCUUCUUCCAUAGAGCCAAAGGACUUCAAGUUCCUUUUAUCAUCGCAUCGGUAUGGCCGUCUAAUUGAUAUUGAGCGUUACAAGCCAUUAGAUGCAACAUUAUUUCUUUUAAACUAUGAGGCUUUGAAAUUCGAUAUUGCCAAAAAUCUGGCAGGAGCAGUAAUUCAAACAGGAUUGCAAGCGAUCCUCAUCUUGAAGGCUGAAGUUUAUGGUUGCGAACCAAUGGAGGACCCUCAUUGCUUCGAUCUAUUAAAGCCAACUCUGGAUUUGAAGAAAGUACCUUCAAUUAACCACGACAACACCAAUAAGCUCGUUAUUGGAACCCACACAUGGAGCGCCCUUAUUACGGCUUCAAUUGAAUUGGUUUCAGGAGCCAUUGACGUUGGAGCUAACAACUCCACUGCCUAUAUUGGAGCAUACACCACAAUCUGGGGCCGGGAUGACUGGCAACAAAACCUUUUACUUGAAAGGCAGCUGAGGUCAAAAUUCCAUUGUAAAGCAACGUACUUUCAGAGUGCGUCAAUGUUCUAUUUAUUUGCAAACUGGGCAUGCUACUCUACAACAAUCUUUCGACUGGAGAACUAUUACCAAGGCAGCAGGGUCAUAUCGGGGGUAAAGGCAACUGCAUCGAUAUUUCAUCAGAUUGUGAAUACAAGAUCAAUCAAGCGAAAGCGACUACGAAAGCUACUUCGAAAGCUUGAUAGUCCCAACCAAAGUCAAGAAGCACCUGUUACGAAAAACACCAUAACGGAGCUCCUGGAAUUAAUCCCCUCGAUCAAAAAAAAAAAAAAAAAAAAACUGAAGUUGAUUGACAAUGCUGAGGCUUCUACAAUUUUAGUAAUGUUAGCAAGCGGAUUAUGUGGAGUAAUCCGCGACAUUAACAAAAAACAAACCCUUAAGUAG
Molecule: messenger RNA, 1419 nt
Organism: Lobosporangium transversale
Lineage: Eukaryota; Fungi; Mortierellomycota; Mortierellomycetes; Mortierellales; Mortierellaceae
Exons: 4
Coding region: 10-1419 (469 amino acids)
Source: RefSeq, a predicted model, not a curated record